GCUACAUAUAUGUGGUAAUAUGGAUCACGUGAUAAGAUUAUAUAUCUUACAUGUACAGUUGAGUUAAUAAACAAGGAUAUUGGGCCAUCUAUUUUAUGAAAAGCGACUAUGUUGGUUGACGUCUUUGCAUCCGGGUCAUUAUUAGCUACAGUGACUAUUGGUCUCGUAACUUGCCUGUUUGUUUAUUGGUUAAUAAAAAGAUGGAAAUACAACUUACCGCCAUCGCCACCCGGAUUACCUCUCUUUGGAAAUGCUUUCCAAAUAAGUAUGACGAAUUUACACGAGCAAGCGUUUGAAUGGUCGAAGAAGUAUGGACCUGUGAUUACCGUGCGAAUAGGACCAAUGCCGUUUAUAAUAGUAAACAAGAUUGAACCAGCGUUAGAAGUGCUUGUAACAAAGUCUACAGACUUUGCAGGUCGCAUGAUAACACCAUCAGUUAAUGAACUGACAUUCGGAGGAAAGGACAUUGCUUUCGACAAUUAUCGCCCUUCAUGGGUGUUUCGACGAAGUAUUGCAGCAAAAGCUAUAAGGCAUUACAUGCAAGGCACUGCACUAGAGACGAUGAUCCAUGACGUCGUCAAAACAGUAUUCGAAGAAGUAGACGCCAUUGCUGGAGAAUUUGAUCCGCAUGAUUAUAUUAACUUUAUCGUAGGAAACAUGUUGACUAGUUUAUGCUUUGGUGGAAAAUAUGCAUUCAAAGACCACGAAGUAUCUGAAGUCAUGGAUAAACGAGACAAAUUCAUUGAAAUAUAUGGUAUAGGUCCAUGGGAAGACUUUAUUCCAGGUCUCAAGUAUGUGUACAAAACAAAAGGUUUCCAACUCUUAGAGGAUUUUACAGACGAUAUGAUGAAUCGCUUUAUAAGACGAAAACUAAAAUUGGUUCAGUCAACAUUUGAUAAAGAUAACAUUCGUCACGUCGGAGACUCUCUUCUUUUUGCAAGACUCGAGGCAGAAGAGGAAAACCCUGAACUGGUACAAGAUGAGUUGACUGACGACCAUCUGGUCCAAAUCAUAGCCGAUGUAUUCUUUGCCGGUGCAGACACGUUGAGGAUAACAUUAAAGAGUGUUUUACUACACAUGGUUGCUUUCCAAGAUAUACAGAAUAAAGUUCAGGACGAGAUUGACAGAGUUGUAGGGAAGGAUCGUCUUCCAUCAUUGAAAGAUAGACCGAAACUUUGCUAUUCGGAAGCUGUCCUUCAUGAGAGCAUGCGUCUUGCUUCAGUAAUACCAUUGGGCAUACAGCGCAUGACCUUAUGUGAUACCAGUAUUGGUAAUUACAAGAUUCCAAAAGGAACAAUGGUUGCUGUAAAUUUAUGGGGUUUGCAUCAUGAUCCAGAAUUAUGGGAAGAUGUACACCGCUUCAAACCAGAAAGAUUUUUGGACGAACACGGACAACUUUGUCUAAAGCCUAAGCAUUGGUUGCCAUUUUCCGCUGGUCUAAGAAGUUGUCUCGGAGAGUUUGUAGCAAAACCGAACCUGCUUUUAAUAUUUGCCAGCCUUUUGCAACGGUAUAAAUGGAAGAUGGUUGAAGGGAAGUGUGCAGACUUUACACGUGUUGGCGCCGCUUUUGGACUUUCAUAUAAACCAUACAAAGUCAUAACUGAAAGACGAGUUUAGGCGUCAUUCAUGUUUGAAAGUGUAGCUCUCUCUAUAAUGGUUUAUACACAUGACUUUGAUAGAAACAUUAUUUACAUGUAUUUGACAUUGAUAUUCAUCAUGAGCAUUAUUGAAGAAAAAAACAUUAAAGAAAUAGUGCGAAAAUAAUGCACACGGUUGAUGUGGAUACCUUUGAAUUGAUGAGAUUAAACUAUUGUCUUGUAAUUGAUAAAUUUCUAUUUGCUGUUUAGUCGGAAAAAACUUGUAAAAUGAGAGCGUUUUUGCUGUUUAGAGGGCUUUUGUACACUGUACAUGUUUAUAUAUGUUAAACAUAUAUGAGACAGUGCUAGAUAAAUCGAGCAUAUGCUAUUUUCGGAAGUCUUUGAUAAAUACAAUAAUGUCAACACAUAGUAUUUACAAAUAGCAGAUGCAUAUACCUCAGACCUUUGCGACACUACUAGUGUCAACUAGUACUAAAAGGAAGCAGAUAAAAUUUGGUUUAGGUAAGUUGUAUGAGGAAACUGGUGUUACUUCGGUACAUCAUCGAAGAAAUCGGCGUUACUUUGUAAGAAAUUAUCAGUCAUAUUUUACCUCCUAUUUUCAGUGUAAUAUGACACGAGUAGUUUGGCAAUGCAAUGUCUGAGGUAUACCGAAUCAAAAACAAAACAAUAAUGUAUCAUAUAUACUUUAUUCUAUAUCGACAGAACACAAGGCUCGCCUUCAAAACGCUAGCCAGGUCGUCAUUCAUACUAAUGAACGGGAGAAACAAACACUGUCCUGCAGAUAUUUGUAUGACAUUUAAAAUGGAAUGUCUCAGCAAUCGUAUGCGCUCAUUCAAUUCUUCCCAUUUAAAUUAUUAUUAUAUGUAUUAUCUUAAUUACAUAUCACGGUGCUCGUUUCGGCUAUAGAUUUUAACAAAGAAAUAGAAAGCAUCAAAACACGAGGCUAUCUGAUUUGUAUGAGGGGACGUAGCCCACGAGUAUAAAUCUGAUUGCCGAGUGCUUCGAUGUUCUUUCUCUCUUGUAUCACAGUUAAACAUAAAAAAUACCCGUUCCCUGUUGUCCAGAAAAAGUAACCAAUAAAUGAGCAUCUGAAUAUGAUAUUUCUAUCGUUUACCCUUUCUUUGUCCCUACAAUAAGUAAAUUUCAGCAAAAAUGAGCCAAUCAAUAAGCAUGCUCUGGAGUGCUGCACACUCGUUGACGCACUGUGCAUGAAUACAUUAUAUACGAUUUAACCCUGACACAUAAUAACCUCGGAAACAAUACGGAGUGAAAGUAGUUCUACCGCGUGGUUUCAGAUGUAAACAGAAACAGAGAUAAUGUAAAACGAACGUAUAAAUUUGACAUCCAAAAGAAAAGUAAAGUCUGUCUGGUACACUUAUGAUUGAAAAUAUGUCUUACAACAAUUUGUAAUUUACAUAUGCCCUCUAUUGUACAAUUUUAAACAAAUCCGACUUAAUGUCAACAGAUUGGCUGUUUGUACUUUCGGUUUCUACAACCAUAAUUAUAAAUAUAGAAAUAAUGUAUUGUUUGCC
Molecule: messenger RNA, 3130 nt
Organism: Ruditapes philippinarum (Manila clam)
Lineage: Eukaryota; Metazoa; Mollusca; Bivalvia; Venerida; Veneridae
Product: steroid 17-alpha-hydroxylase/17,20 lyase-like
Exons: 11
Coding region: 109-1617 (502 amino acids)
Molecular function (GO): oxidoreductase activity, acting on paired donors, with incorporation or reduction of molecular oxygen; iron ion binding; heme binding
Source: RefSeq, a predicted model, not a curated record